GGACGUGAGACACAGAGAAGGAGCAAGCAACAGCCCACCUGCGUUCAGCUUCGUUUGUUCUGGCUCCUGAAAGGACAACACUACAUUAACAAGAGGACUGCUGACAGCCCUGAGCUGAUAAUGCAUUUCACUCCUUAGGGAGACAAAGUGAUGAGAAGAUAAAAGUGGAAUCACUAGAAGAGGGAUACACAUUGCACCGGAGCUUACAGUGAACCUCCAAAUAAAAAACUACAUUCCUAUGAGAUGGAGCCAGUCCCUAUGGUGUGGCACACCCAGGUGGUCCCAGUGUACGGUGACCUAGAAAGGGCGAGUUCGCAACCCGAGUGCUCCAUCUGUUUUAACACCUAUGACAAUGUCUUCAAAACACCCAAACAGCUGGACUGCACUCACACUUUCUGCCUUGAGUGCAUUUCCCGAAUCAUGGCCACCUCAAUGGACCCCCAAAACUCCCAGAUCUCCUGUCCUUUUUGCCGCCAUCACACCACCAUCCCAAAAAAGGGUCCCCCGGCUCUGACCACCAGCCAGGAGGUGCUGUGCCGUCUCCCCGUCCACCAGCAACGCGAGGAGCAGGUAUGGCUUGAUGGAGAGAAGUUGUGCUACCAGCGACCCAUAGAUAAGCCUGGCACGCAAGCGUUCUGUAUUUGCGUCGAUAUUGGGACCAAUGGACAAGGUCUUGCUGCUUCUCCUCCUCAGACUCAAAGGAGACUUGGGUUUCUGGAGAGGCUGAUGGACUGGAAGCGACUGCUGCUUUUUAUUUCCCUCAUGGUAUUACUCAUGGUGAUCAUUUUGUGGCCCUUACAGUGCAUCGUCACGACCGGGACUAUGCGUUGUACUCCCCAGGUCCCACGGCCAUCCACUACCACCGUCUCCACCACCACAACGACCACAAUGGCUACAACGCAUCAGUAAAAUAGACAUAAAGAGAUGCUUUUGGACUUGCAUCAGGAUUUGCAAUGUUUACAUAGCUCUUUGCAAAGCCUGUUGGGUGCUAAGGGAGUUAGGGUGCGGUCGCACUACUUUGCGCUCCAUUCGUUCACUAAGAAUAUGGAUUAAAAUAUGACCAAGAUUUGCAUACCUGCUGUAUUAAUCCUACUGCAGAUGUAAAUGGGUUUGAGUUUUGGCAGAUGCUGUAAUGCAAUGCAAUAUAAACGUAAUGCACUGUCUGGCUUCACACUGAUAGGUACAUUAUCUGUUUGCCUACUUCUUUGGCCAAGACGUGGCAAAAUCACUAAAGAUGCAACUAGAAAGUCAGAAAGUUCAAAUGAAGAAACUGAACCACGCAUUAGGGGGCGCUGUGAUUCAUGUCACUGCCACAUUCGGAUUGUAUUCAGGUCCUCACAAGGCACCCAAUUUUGAAUGUGAUCCAUUGUGCUGUCGUUCAUCCAUGCACUUAGAGGACUUUGUUCAAAAAAAAAGUAUUUCUGAAUGAGGCCGUGAUUAAGCUGAUUUGGUAUUUGAUGAACAUGCAAUACGUGCCGAGAGCAUUCAAAGAGGUGGCGUUUAGCGGCUUCUGCAUCCAAGCAAUUUUUAAAGACGUUACUUAAACUUUUUUACUUUUACUUUUGUAUAUUUGUGUACAUUACAUUUGACUGUAUUUUAUGAAAUGUAUUCUUUUUUUAUAAACAAUAAAUGACUGUUGCUGCAAAAAGCA
Molecule: messenger RNA, 1651 nt
Organism: Misgurnus anguillicaudatus (oriental weatherfish)
Lineage: Eukaryota; Metazoa; Chordata; Actinopteri; Cypriniformes; Cobitidae
Gene: rnf223
Product: ring finger protein 223
Biological process (GO): protein ubiquitination
Molecular function (GO): ubiquitin protein ligase activity
Source: RefSeq, a predicted model, not a curated record